This is a messenger RNA of Phialemonium atrogriseum, 2411 nucleotides long. RefSeq names its product flavoprotein. NCBI's taxonomy places the organism in Eukaryota, Fungi, Ascomycota, Sordariomycetes, Cephalothecales, Cephalothecaceae. Gene Ontology annotation, cellular component: phosphopantothenoylcysteine decarboxylase complex. Bases 434 to 2230 code for a protein of 598 amino acids. The transcript has a single exon. Gene Ontology annotation, molecular function: phosphopantothenoylcysteine decarboxylase activity; FMN binding. The record is from RefSeq and is a predicted model, not a curated record. Gene Ontology annotation, biological process: coenzyme A biosynthetic process.
CACAAUUGAGGCCCUCAUGAACAUGUAUAACUGAUCAUCCAUCCUCACCGACAAUCUGGUUCAAAGGUUCUCCAAAAACAUCCUGAUCUCUCCCUAGUUUCGUAUCCGACCAUCUAUGCCCUAUAGUAUUUGGACUUCUGUCACAGAGACUGGAGGACAGGGAACCACAAGGGAUCGAUCCCUUAAAAGCCAUUGUUCCACAACAUCGCCGCCCAAGGCACACCAUCACAUUGGGCGUUUAGGUGUCACCGCCGCCAGCCUUAUUUAGGCAUCCACUCACCAGUGGCUACAGAGUUCACGGCACUUUCCGUACCUGUGCCCCAUUGAUCCGUUUGCCAACAAGCAAUUUUAAGGCAGACGUUCUCUCACUACGCGCUACCCAGGGUCGCUCACUGAGCAGCCAUCCAACAGGUAUAGUGGCAGGUGCGAGAGUAUGGCGUCUCAAGCGUCAGGUUCUUCUUUUAUGGCCAGCGAUGCCCUGGGCCUGAGAAAUAAUGCGUCGACUACCUCCAUAAACGAGAUUCAAGGACCGAGGAAAUUGCGGCUCCUUGUCGCAGCCAACGGGCCCAAAGAUGUCGCCUUCGCCCAGGCUAUUGCCGUCCGGCUCUCCAAGGACCCGCAAAUCACAACAAGGGCUAUUGUCGACGACAUGACGCAUCGGCUUGCGCAAGAGAUCCUUGUGCUGCAGAACCGGUCAUUGGAGAAGGGUCCCUGGGCAGAUGGGCCCACCACCAGAGAUAUCGAGGCUGCGCAGCACCAGGCCUUCGAAUUGGUCGAGUGGGCUGACCUUCUAGUGCUCGCCCCUCUCGAUGUAGACACCCUGGCCAAGAUGAUGUAUGGCAUCUCGGAUAAUCUGGUUCUUGAGGUCUUACGAGGGUGGGAUGCGUCCAAGAGAAUCCUCCUGGUUCCCGGCAUGACUACACAGAUGUGGGAUAGCCCAGUCACGAAGCGUCAGAUGAGCAAAUUGCACCGCAAAUGGAACUGGGUCAGGGUCAUGCCCCCAAUCCUCUGGCGCUACAACGGAAACCAGUCAAAGCGUAUCGUCACUUGGGACGCCUUCAAUGAGGUCGUGGGCAUUAUCAAGAAUCAGGCAGACCUCCUAUCGCUGGGCCAUGACGUCGACGUUGCCAUCCAGCAGUCGACCCUCACAACCUAUGGUCCGAAGGCGGAAUCAACCCUGCCCCCAGAGAUCUGGAGCAUCAUCUUUGAAUACACGAACGAUUGGGAACUGGCAAAAUCUCUCGGUGUCUUCACAAACCUUGAAAUGCCGACAGGUCAAGGAUGGCGGCUGGAACCCAAAGAUCCGAAGGACCCCCUCCAAGUCUUCAUGCACGACCUCGAGUGGACUUUGCUCACGGCCGACACCACUGCCAUCUGCAAGAAGCUGGCUGCUGCACCACAGAAUUUCCACGACCUCUCUGCACUAGCUACCCACCUGAUAUUCAAGUUCGCCCUCCUAGAAGUGCUAUCCUACAUCGAGGCCAACUGUCCGCAUAUCUUCAAGGGGUUCGAUGGCAGGAUCAUUCCGACCAAGGCAUCUGCCUACUACGGCCGGAUAGACAUCUUGGACUGGUGGGCUCGCUCGCCGUCAUUCCUCGACAAACAGUACGAUGCCGAAGCACUCAACGGCGCCUCAGCUAAGGGCUUCGUCGGCGUACUCGAAUGGUGGCGUCGCUCCGGCCUGCCGCUGAAAUACACCGAGGCUGCUCUCGAACAGGCCAGUUCAAAGGGCCACCUCCAUGUCCUAACGUGGUGGCGAGAGGCGUCUCUCCAGGACCCGUCGAUCGUAUUGAAGCCGGGCCGCUCGCUGCUUGGUGCUGCGCAAUGGGGCCAGCUAGCGGUCAUUCGAUGGUGGGAGGAGAGCGGGAUUGCUGCUGGCCACCACGAGCAUGUGUGCAAGAUGGCCAGUCGUUGGGGCCAAGUCCAGGUCUUGGAGCUCUGGCGGGAGUUGAGGGGAGACGACAGCAUCCAGUUCGACUCGGGGGUGCUGAUCGACCCAACAUUCCACUCCUACAUCGAGGUGCUGGACUGGUGGAAGAAAUAUACCCAUGGCGAGUUGCCUGGCAUGGAUGGACGGAAAGGGAAGCGAGUUGAGUACAGGACAAUGGAGAUUGAGGAGGCCCUGGAGGACUCCUUGGGCGACCAGACUAAGGUGCGGAGAUGGUGGGCCGAGAACGGACUAAAUACAGGGCUGGGGAUGAGUGAGUGGAUGAAGACGAAACAUUUGUAAGGCUAGUUGACAUGUCGCAUUGCGAUUUCCAGAUCAGGUACAUACAUUCAGGUCGCACUUCCGAGAGCGCCUGGUUUAAACACCCACCUGUCAAUGGGUAUAGGUCAGACUAGCAACCUAGUAGGCUUAGGGAAACGAAUGGAACUCCAAAAGGUCACUGAAAUUUAGCUGGAUUGCUGGG